Molecule: messenger RNA, 1717 nt
Organism: Cicer arietinum (chickpea)
Lineage: Eukaryota; Viridiplantae; Streptophyta; Magnoliopsida; Fabales; Fabaceae
Product: calcium-dependent protein kinase SK5
Biological process (GO): protein phosphorylation
Molecular function (GO): ATP binding; protein kinase activity; calcium ion binding
Source: RefSeq, a predicted model, not a curated record
AUGUCCAAAUCAAACACUACGAGCAACACAGUAGCACCACAACCACCAAAACCCACAUGGGUUCUCCCAUAUGUAACAGAGAAUCUCCGUGAAGUAUACACACUUGGUAGAAAACUCGGUCAAGGUCAAUUUGGAACCACAUAUCUCUGCAGACACAACACAACUAGUCACACCUACGCCUGCAAAUCCAUCCCAAAGAAGAAACUUUUAUGCAAAGAGGAUUAUGAUGAUGUUUGGAGAGAGAUUCAGAUAAUGCACCAUUUAUCUGAACACCCCAAUGUUGUGAGGAUCCAUGGUACUUAUGAAGAUUCAUUUUCUGUUCACUUGGUUAUGGAGAUUUGUGAAGGUGGUGAGUUGUUUGAUAGGAUUGUUCAAAAGGGGCAUUAUAGUGAGAGACAAGCUGCUAAGUUGAUUAGAACUAUUGUUGAGGUUGUUGAAGCUUGUCAUUCUCUUGGUGUUAUGCAUAGAGACCUUAAACCUGAGAAUUUUUUGUUUGAUACUGUUGAAGAAGAUGCUCUUCUCAAAACUAUUGAUUUUGGUUUGUCUGUUUUUUACAAGCCAGGUGAAACAUUUAGCGACGUUGUUGGAAGUCCGUACUACGUUGCACCUGAGGUCUUGCGCAAGCAUUAUGGACCUGAAGCAGACGUGUGGAGUGCCGGGGUUAUUUUGUACAUCUUAUUAAGCGGGGUGCCACCAUUUUGGGCCGAAACUGAGCAGGGAAUCUUCAGACAGAUUAUGCAGGGAAGACUUGAUUUCCAGUCUGAGCCAUGGCCUGGGAUUUCAGACAGCGCCCAGGAUCUGAUUCGAAAAAUGCUUGACAGGAAUCCAAAAACUAGGUUUACAGCCCACCAAGUACUUUGCCAUCCGUGGAUUGUGGAUGACAACAUUGCACCAGAUAAACCUCUUGAUUCUGCUGUUUUAUCUCGCUUGAAGCAGUUCUCUGCGAUGAAUAAACUUAAAAAGAUGGCUUUACGUGUUAUUGCGGAGAGGCUUUCUGAGGAAGAAAUUGGUGGUCUGAAGGAGUUAUUCAGGAUGAUUGAUGCUGACAAUAGUGGAACUAUAACAUUCGAUGAGCUAAAAGAAGGCUUAAAGCGAGUAGGAACUGAACUUAUGGAGUCUGAAAUCAAGGAUCUUAUGGAUGCAGCAGAUAUUGAUAAUAACGGGACACUUGACUAUGGAGAAUUCAUUGCUGCUACUGUCCACUUAAAUAAGCUGGAGAGAGAGGAAAAUCUGUUGUCAGCAUUCUCCUACUUUGACAAAGAUGGAAGUGGUUACAUAACCAUUGACGAGAUACAAGAAGCUUGUAAGGAGUUUGGUUUGGAUGAUGUCCAUAUUGAUGAAAUGGUCAAGGAAAUCGAUCAAGACAAUGAUGGACAAAUAGAUUAUGGGGAAUUUGCUGCCAUGAUGAGAAAGGGCAAUGGAGGGAUCGGAAGGCGAACCAUGAGAAGUACACUCAAUUUCAGAGAUGCUCUGGGAGUCAUAGGCAACAGAUCCAAUUAAGUUAUUGUACCUUGAAUAAUUAUGCGGUGAUAGAAAUUUAGGGAUGAGGAAAAAACUCUGGUAACUUUCAAUUUUAUUGUUAUCCUGACAAAAAUCUGCCUUUAUGAAUGGAUCCAUCGAUCUAAAAUGUUUUUCAUGAAAUGAACCGCAACACGAGUUAGCGGAAUCUAACAUGUGCAUAGUUUAGAAAAGGAUGAAAAUAGCCACAAUUAUCUUC